Messenger RNA from Physella acuta, 1173 nucleotides. RefSeq lists its product as uncharacterized. NCBI's taxonomy places the organism in Eukaryota, Metazoa, Mollusca, Gastropoda, Physidae. The record is from RefSeq and is a predicted model, not a curated record.
GAGGAAUGCCUGGCUAUUUGACUAACUCAAUGCUAACUGACACAACAAAAAACUUGACUCAACAUGAGCUGCUGUCAAAAAAGUAUGAGGAUGAUCCACAAUUAAGAGGUUCUUUGCGCACUAUCUCACGCAGCUUGAACAGAGUAAGUGGAGAUAUAAGGAGGUCUCUUCUCAAAGAAAAUGAUGUUGAUAUGAGCACUAGUCAGAGUACACAUUUUUACACACAAAGAGAAUUAAACGAAGCUCUAAGAGAUGUGCUGAAUAAAACUCCAUCACCUGUCAAUUUACAUUUAAGAAGCGAUUGGUAUAUCAAACCAAUUCAUUUAACAUCUUCAGUAAAAAUUCCAGUGAGUGAAGAAGACAUGCUAGCUACAAAGUUUUUUCCUGUGACACUUGGAGAAAGUAAAUCUCUAGAGAUGGUUAAUACAAUAAAGCCUGGGAAAAGAAAUGUCUCUAGACAAGUAGCUGAGGCUUCUUUUUCUAGAACACAAUCUAUACGAGGAUUGGUAAAUGAUACUGAUUUCUUAACAGCAGCAGCUCCACACAUAAAAUCAUCAAGCAUUACCUUUAUAUAUCCAUAUGCUGAAGAACUGGCUAGGCUACGAAUGGAAAAGUUGCGUAUUGAGGAAGAGCAAUAUAUUGAGCUAAAAAGGCAAGCUGAAUUAGAGCGGAUCCGUGGGCCAAGACCGAAUUGGUAUGAACUCAAGACACCACAAUUUCAUCUAGAAGCAAGUAAAAACAAUGAGCUUUUACGCAAUUCAGAUAAAUGGGAUGAUCUUCUACAGUACAGAGAAAAUCUAAUCAAUGCAACUAAGCAUAAAGAACUAGCAUUAAGUGUUCAAGCAUAUUAAUAUUAUAACGUCAUUUGUAGAUUUAUAAAAAGAUAAAUGUUUCUAUAGUAAAAUUUCCCCACUUAUAUCUUUUGGAUAUAUUUGAAACUACACACAUACACAAAUAUUUAUAUAUGUUUCUCAUAGAUCGAACUAUCCAUUCCUGUCUGAGCCCUAUUCAUUUUAUGUAGCAUUUAUCAUAUGAAUAUUUUUUAAAGUACAAAAUUUGAUUUGUUGUUUCAUUAUGGGACUUUGCCAGUAACAUAUACAAAUUGACCAAUAUAUUAAAAAGAAUAAACACAUGCUCAAUUAAUCCUAUAAGGGUGAUGUUUUAAAAUAGAAU